AUGAGAAAACAUGGUAUACUACAUCAGUCUUCAUGUGUUGAUACACCUUCUCAAAAUGGAGCUGCUGAGAGGAAGAAUAGACAUCUACUUGAGACAUCUCAGACACUUUUGUUCCAAAUGAAGGUCCCUAAACAGUUCUCGGUUGAUGCAGUCUCUACAACCUGUUUUUUGAUUAAUCACAUGCCAUCUAUUGUGCUUGGUGGUAAUGUACCUUACAGUGUUCUUUUCCCAGACAAGUCAUUGUUUACGGUGGAACCUAAGGUGUUCGGAUGUACAUGUUAUGUCCGAGAUGUUCGACCAUCUGUUACCAAGUUGGAUCCCAAGGCAUUGAAAUGUAUUUUCCUGGGCUAUUCUCGCCUUCAGAACGGUCCAGGGGGAGGAAGAUUAGUGGCUAGUAUAUCAGGUUACCCAUACUUUGAUAGAAGAACCAAAUAUUCCUCUGUCUCCAUUUCUUCUAUUAAGCAACAAUCAACUAUUAUGCCUCCAGCACCUGCUCCAACUGUGCUAGCAAGACCGCCAAUUAUUCAAGUUUACUCGCGGAGGCGAGAGACAAAUGAUACAUCUCCUACAACAGUUCCUUCGUCAUCAGAUCCUCCUCUACCUGAUCCAGUAAAAGACCUUGACCUUCCUAUUGCUCUUUGCAAAGUGAAGAAAGCUCUAAAUUAUCCAGAAUGGUCUGAUGCAAUGCUUGACGAAAUACAUGCCUUAGAGGAUAAACAAACAUGGGAUUUGGUGGAUUUAUCCAAGGAAAAGAAACCAGUGGAGGAAGUGUAUAUGGAGCAACCACCCGGUUUUGUUGCUCAGGGAGAGUAUGGGAAAGUCUGUCAAAUGAAGAAGUCCUUGUAUGGCUUGAAGCAAAGUCCUCGAGCUUGGUUUGGCAAGUUUAGUGGGGAAGUGACUAUGCGGGAAUUUCUUCCCUUUAAGUCUUUCCUACACACUAGGUUUCAUACAAAGGACUUGGAAACUGGAAAGUUAGCAGCUAAACCCUGCAGUACUCCAAUGGUUCCUGAUGUGCAUCUUAUGAAAGAUGAUGACGAUCCUUUUGAUGAUCUAAAGAGAUACAGGAGGUUAGUUGGAAAAUUAAACUACCUCACUGUGACUCAUCCAGAUAUCGCGUUUGCGAUUCAUGAGAACUUGAUAUCCACUGGCUAUAUGAAGACAGGAGAGCAACCAGCUGAUUUAUUCACAAAGGCGUUGAAUGGAAUUCGAGUUGAUUACCUUCGUAACAAGCUGGGCAUGAUCAAUAUCUAUGCUCCAGCUUGA
Nicotiana attenuata is the source of this 1263-nucleotide messenger RNA. RefSeq lists its product as uncharacterized. The transcript has 7 exons. Gene Ontology annotation, molecular function: nucleic acid binding. NCBI's taxonomy places the organism in Eukaryota, Viridiplantae, Streptophyta, Magnoliopsida, Solanales, Solanaceae. Bases 1 to 1263 code for a protein of 420 amino acids. Gene Ontology annotation, biological process: DNA integration. The record is from RefSeq and is a predicted model, not a curated record.